CUUGUUCAAUUAUAUAACAUCCCAUCAUUCUAGCAGACCACCCUCCUCAUCCUUCAUUUUCAACCUUAGUUAGAUCUUCCAGUACAACUCCCCAUGAACCAUAACCAGAAGACAUCCAAUGAACCUCAUAUCAACUCUUCUCAUAACCAUAGAGAAACAGGAAGCUCAGAAUCAUUCCCUCACCUUCUUCAUUCUUUGCAACCACAAAUCGAUCCUCACACUUCGAAGCCUUCUAGCACCACUAGUGGUGGUUGUGGUGGUGGUGAUCCAGUAACUGUUAAGAAAUUGAGCCACAACGCUAGUGAACGCGACCGUCGGAAAAGAUUGAACGAUUUGUUCUUCUCUCUUCGAUCCCUACUUCCGGGAACUGAUAGAUCGAAGAAACUGAGUAUCCCAGGUACUGUGACAUGUGCACUCAAGUACAUACCGGAGCUACAAAAGCUGGUACAGAAGUUGAUGCAAAGGAAAGAAGAGAUACUAUCAGUUAUCUAUGAACAAAGAGAUGACCCUAUCCAUCCUCUUCAUUAUAAGCAAAGGAAAGGGGUUCGAACUUCUUUUCCAGUAGUCACUGCAAGUCAAGUGGAUGAAAGAGAAUAUGUUAUUCAGAUUAUUACAUUGAAGUCCAAGAGCAUCCCACUCUCUGUGGUCUUAGAAGAUUUAGAGAAAGGGGGUUUCCAAGUUUUGAAUGCUUCAGCUUUCACAUCCUCUGGGAAGAUGGUUUGCUACAACCUUCAUCUUCAGGUGAAAGAAACCAGAGUUUGGGAAUGUGAGAUGUUGAGUCAAGAGCUCAUGUUUAUGUACCAGAACCAGGAAGAAUUGCAAACUCAAUGCUUCAAUGUGCAUAACUUAAGAAGGGGUUUGCAAACCCAACUAUAAUCAUUUUCAUUUUUUUUUUUUUCUUUUCUGUAAACCCUAUUUGGAUGACUAAAACAAUGUUGGUGUCAAUACAAAUGAUGUGUACAGAAAUCUAA
Messenger RNA from Macadamia integrifolia, 971 nucleotides. Its product is annotated as transcription factor ORG2-like. The record is from RefSeq and is a predicted model, not a curated record. NCBI's taxonomy places the organism in Eukaryota, Viridiplantae, Streptophyta, Magnoliopsida, Proteales, Proteaceae. Gene Ontology annotation, biological process: regulation of transcription by RNA polymerase II. The coding region runs from base 94 to 876 and encodes 260 amino acids. Gene Ontology annotation, cellular component: RNA polymerase II transcription regulator complex. Gene Ontology annotation, molecular function: DNA-binding transcription factor activity, RNA polymerase II-specific; protein dimerization activity; RNA polymerase II transcription regulatory region sequence-specific DNA binding. The transcript has 3 exons.